This is a messenger RNA of Symphalangus syndactylus (siamang), 2451 nucleotides long. Its product is annotated as transmembrane protein 231. Gene Ontology annotation, cellular component: ciliary transition zone; ciliary membrane. NCBI's taxonomy places the organism in Eukaryota, Metazoa, Chordata, Mammalia, Primates, Hylobatidae. Gene Ontology annotation, biological process: regulation of protein localization; cilium assembly. The record is from RefSeq and is a predicted model, not a curated record.
CCGAGGCGAUGGCAACCAGGAGAAGCCAAACUUGGUCCCCCGGCUCGCGGCGUGCCUGCGCGCGGUGCUCAUGGCGCUCUAUGAGCUCUUCUCUCACCCGGUCGAGCGCAGCUACCGCGCGGGGCUCUGCUCCAAAGCCGCGCUGUUCCUGCUGCUGGCCGCUGCGCUCACGUACAUCUCGCCGCUGCUGGUGGCCUUCCGGAGCCACGGGUUUUGGCUGAAGCGGAGCAGCUACGAGGAGCAGCCGACCGUGCGCUUCCAACACCAAGUGCUGCUCGUGGCCCUGCUGGGACCCGAAAGCGGCGGGUUCCUCGCCUGGAGCACGUUCCCCGCCUUCAACCGGCUGCAAGGGGAUCGCCUGCGCGUCCCGCUCGUUUCGACUAGAGAAGAAGACAGGAACCAGGAUGGGAAGACGGACAUGUUACAUUUUAAGCUGGAGCUUCCCCUGCAGUCCACAGAGCACGUUCUCGGUGUGCAGCUCAUCCUGACUUUCUCCUAUCAAUUACACAGGAUGGCCACCCUCGUGAUGCAGAGCAUGGCGUUUCUCCAGUCCUCCUUUCCUGUCCCAGGAUCCCAAUUAUACGUGAACGGAGACCUGAGGCUGCAGCAGAAGCAGCCGCUGAGCUGUGGUGGCCUAGAUGCCCGAUACAACAUAUCCGUGAUCAACGGGACCAGCCCCUUUGCCUAUGACUAUGACCUCACCCAUAUUGUUGCUGCCUACCAGGAGAGGAACGUUACCACCAUCCUGAGUGAUCCCAACCCCAUCUGGCUGGUGGGCAGGGCCGCAGAUGCUCCAUUUGUGAUUAAUGCUAUCAUCCGAUACCCUGUGGAAGUCAUUUCUUAUCAGCCAGGAUUCUGGGAGAUGGUAAAGUUCGCCUGGGUGCAGUAUGUCAGCAUCCUGCUUAUCUUCCUCUGGGUGUUUGAAAGAAUCAAGAUCUUCGUGUUUCAGAAUCAGGUGGUGACCACCAUCCCUGUGACAGCAACGCCCCGGGGAGAAGUGUGUAAGGAGCACUUAUCCUAGGAAGGCCAUUUCUGAAGACUCAGCAGGACCGUGGCUGCCUCAUCGUUAUCUUCUGGGAACAUCUUAGGACCUUUUGAAAGAGCCCAGCGGACACAUGCGGGCUUGUGUGCUUUUCCCUCAGAGACAACAGUUCUUUCCAGUUUUGCUCUACACAAGUUGCGUAUCUUCAGAGCUCCUGCAGAAUCAUCAGGGACCAGUUUGUGGAAAGGUCUGAGGGUUCCUGGAGGCUAUAAUUUGCUUUUUGGGUUUUUCUUCUUUGCCUUGGAGUUGAAUUUCAGGAGAAAAUUGCAGUCAGUUCAGACAUCUUGGAAAGCGUCCCAUCUCUGGUCAAGCAGAGACUUUUCCUCUGUUGAACUGAAAAACAUACUGUGCAUUUCUUCCUUGAAUUGUGAGCCACUCUUACUCUUUUCAGGGCUCUCUUGUGACAAACAUGCCAAUCACUAGCACUUUGCACCCCUGGGCUUCUCCAUUUCCCAUUCAGAGCUUUGAUUUCCAGAGCUGAGGCCUUUAACGGGAGACCUGGAGGGGCAGGGCCUAAGGGCAAUGGCCGCAUUAGCACAGGCAUCAGGGAGGGCCGCUGAAGAACACUUGGAAGGACACUUGGACCGUCCACCUGCCCCAGCCCAACAGUCAGUCAUCUGUCAUCAGCUCAGCUGAGCAGCCCUGGAUCCCUGCCCGACUGUGGCUGGGUCUUUGCCCUGUCUUGCCCUCUGUCUGUGCCCCUGGAUGGCAGGCUAAAGUCAGAGGGGCUGUUUCAUUCCCAGCCCCCUCAGCAGCGCUGGGGGAAGAAAGGAUUGUCCCAACAGGUUCUUUCUGGCCCUUACCCAACAGCCUGGGCACUUGGCCCUCCUCCUCCUUGACAGCCCUCCCCCUUCCUGCAAAGGACAGGGGCGACAGGAGUUGGUGUUGGGAUUGGCUCCCACUGCCUGACAACCACAAGUUUAUUCGGAAGGCUAGCGGGAAGCCCGGCGGCUGGCUUUUCUCUUGACUAAGGAACAGGGUGCCCAUCAGAGUGGGGCAGGCAGCUUUGGGAAGGACACAAGAAGCAGUGAGGAAGUAAAGAGGAUGCUGGCCUGGGCAGGCCAAUCUAGCCUGGCCACCAGCAGAAUGCCAAGCAGUCCAGUGGAUUACCCUCGUGGCUAAGCAAGUGUCUGCGAGAGCAGAGAUGGCUGGAAGGGGCCUCUGCACACGGAAGAUGGCUUGUUCAGCCCAUUGAUCUCCUGAGGACGCAUGCAGUCUCCUCUAAGAACAGAUGGAGCUGCUUCCUGAUCCCAAGCAGGUCGUUGCCACUGGAAGGACAUGGCCCCGGUGAUCCAUGCUUCAUGCCCACCCAGAAACACACCCCUCAGUGUGUGCCUCAGUUUACUUUGGAGAUCACUUGUCAUUUUUAGUGCUCCUUUAGGCUUCCUAAAAACAGUUUUGGAAACAAA